AUGUCGUCGCUACGGCCGCUAGUCUUGCAAAGACUCACGACGAAAACGACUCCUCUACGUUUGCGCCUUCAUCCUCGGAGCUUUCCCCAGACACAUCUACAAUCUCGUGCUCGAGCCUUUACUUCCAUACCGGGUGUACCAACACCUGAAGAAGAAGACGAUGGCGGCAAGGGCAAGAAGCCCGAAGAUGAAGAGAGCAGAUGGAAACCAAUCUUCUGGAAGUCUCUCGAGUCCACAUUCACUACACUGGCAUCAGUAACCGUCNNCUUGGGCGACCCAGUUUUAGAGCUUGCCGCUAUGUCGAAGAGCGAAGACGGACAUCGAGAGCAUUGGAUUCUUCGCGAGGAGCAGACUAAGCUCGAUGCUAUUAUUCGUGGUGAACUCAAAGGGCAAUACUAUCUUAUAGUAGGCGAGAAAGGAACUGGAAAAAGCUCCAUGCUUAUCGACGCCAUGGCAAAGAUUGAGGGUGAAGGUGUUGCAAUGUUUGAUGCGCAUUCCGACCUCGAGAUCUUCCGCGUACGCUUGGGAAAAGCCCUCGAUUUCGAGUAUCACGAAGACAACAUUGGAUCUCUCUUCUCAAUCCGUGGCCCGCGUGAUGCUUCCGCCUUGCUCGACAUAGAGAGAGCAUUCAACAAACUCGAAAAGGUGGCAUUGCGCAGGAGAGCAACUGUUGGACGACCACUUAUCAUGAUCAUCAACAACAUGCACUUAUUGCGAGAUGAUGAGGAUGGGCGUGAUCUUCUCGAGUUGCUCCAGCAAAGAGCUGGUUUGUCACCACACCAACUUUGGGAUGUACCAAUUGUUGACUUCGACUCUNNAGAACAAUGGGCUGCCAGCAACCUGGCCACUAUAAUCUUCAACAGUGACGACUACUGGGUCUACGAGAGACUGAAGCAGUUGGCAACACGUAUGGUGGUGAUGCCAGUCCCCGACCUGCCUCGGGAUAAAGCCAUGAUGGCAUUAUCCAACUACCGGGCAAGAUACCAUAGUAACCAACCUCUAGAUUCCGAAAUCCUAGAACAGGUCUAUCAGAAAGUCGGAGGUAGGCUUGCCUUUCUCAAUCGCGUCGCAAAAUCCCACGACAUGCUUCAGACCUGUGAAGACAUUUGUCGUGCAGAAAAGACUUGGCUUCUGUCGCAGACUUGGAUUCUUGGUGAAGAGAUGGACGACGAUUGCACAAGNUCAGCUGCGAUGGUUCUAGCAAAAGCUCUGGUAGACAAGGAGAAGGAGGACAAACUCGAGUACGACCUUGAAAAGGGUCAUAUGCUCCCUCAAAUACCUUUGCACAAAGCGAGGCAGAUCAUGACGCGAGCCGACUUCAUUCAAAGCUAUGAUGCCAUCAACAUUUUCACCAUUGACAGCAGGGCUAUGGUGAGAGCUGAUUCAGUACCCAUGAUGAACGCCUUCCGGGAGAUUUGUGCCGAAGAGAUCUAUGGNGACGGAGGGAAAUAUCGUGUCACUACACGUAAUGCGAAAGGUGCUAUCGAGAAACUGAUUAAUUUCGAGGUUGAGGAAAAGGAAGAAGACAAGGACGGCAAAGAUGAUUGA
Messenger RNA from Aureobasidium vineae, 1548 nucleotides. The record is from the annotation of a GenBank genome assembly. Lineage: Eukaryota; Fungi; Ascomycota; Dothideomycetes; Dothideales; Saccotheciaceae.